Molecule: messenger RNA, 5314 nt
Organism: Doryrhamphus excisus (bluestripe pipefish)
Lineage: Eukaryota; Metazoa; Chordata; Actinopteri; Syngnathiformes; Syngnathidae
Product: liprin-alpha-3-like
Biological process (GO): synapse organization
Cellular component (GO): presynaptic active zone
Molecular function (GO): protein binding
Source: RefSeq, a predicted model, not a curated record
GGUCUUUGCUAAGGUGGCGUAACGUCUCUCUCCCUAGCUCUCUUUCUCUCCCCCCACUCCCACUCCUCUUCCUUGACGUCGUUUACAUGUGGAAAAAAGGGGGGCAUCACAUACACACACAUACACAUAUAUACACGUUAGGAAGAGUGGGCUUUUAUCGGUGCCGACACACGCACAAAUGGAUGAGGGGAGUAUUUCACGGCAAAUAUGGACACUAAAGGCUGACAAGCGACGGCCGUGCUCUUGCUUGGUGCUUUGAGAAGUGCCACAUCCAAGGAGCAGCAUCCCUCUCCUAUCCCAAUCUUACCGCGCACAGACGCUCGCCCUUCCUCACCCUCUACUCAUCCCCGCCACCCACAGAAUGGCUUCCCCAUAGAAGCACCCCUCUCUCUGAGCUCAUAAGCAUUCUGAUCACUUACCAUGCAGAUUGGACAUUUUUGAAGGAAGAUCACAUAGGGAAGAAGAGCAGGAGGGGGGGCUGUGGAGGGGAAAAAACAAUAACAAGAAAUCAUGCUAACCAAAAGGAUUAUAUUCUUUCAAAAGUAUUUAUAUUUUGAGCGUCAAACUGUCAUCAUACAUACAAUCGCUUAAAAAAAAACAAUACUUUUUUUUCCAAUUGUUGAUACACACUCACCGGUCUCAUGAUGAUGUGCGAGGUGAUGCCCACCAUUUCAGAGGAUGGGCGAAGUGGCUCGGGCGGGGGCUCCUCCUCUCCUGCCGGGGCUGGGGUGGGAGGCCCUGGUGGUGCGGUGGGUGGCGGCGGAGGAGGAGGAGGUGGGGGCUUUGGCGGCAGGGAGCUCCGAGGCGGAGGAGAUGAAGGAGGCAGCACGGGUAACCUGGAGUCUCUGAUGGUCAACAUGCUGACAGAGAGGGAGAGGCUGCUGGAGAACUUGAGGGAGACGCAGGAAAGCCUGGGAACGGCGCAGCUGCGCCUCAGAGAGCUCAGCCAUGAGAAGGAGUCCCUUCAGAGGCAACUCUCUAUUGCCCUGCCACAGGAGUUUGCUGUGUUGACUAAAGAGCUCAACGUUUGCCGGGAGCAGCUUCUGGAGAGGGAGGAAGAGAUUGCCGAGCUCAAGGCAGAAAGAAACAACACACGGUUGUUGCUGGAACACCUGGAGUGUCUGGUGUCUCGUCACGAACGCAGUCUGAGGAUGACGGUGGUCAAGAGGCAAGCCCAGUCUCCAGCGGGGGUGUCUAGUGAGGUGGAAGUCCUCAAGGCCCUAAAGUCUCUCUUUGAGCACCACAAGGCUCUGGAUGAGAAGGUGCGAGAGCGACUCCGAGUGGCCCUCGAGAGAGUGUCUAUGUUGGAGGAUCAACUCGCAGCGUCUUCUCAAGAGGUAAUCUCUUUAAGAGACCAAAUUAAAAGGCGUCAACAAGGGGUGGACAGCGGGAAAGAUCGACUUCCCAAUGGUCCUGCGUCUGGCCUGGAGGACAGCGAGCUGGAAAGACAGCGGGAAGGAGAAAUAGAGCGACAGAGGGCUGAACUCUCCCAGCUGAGGGAGAGGCUGGCCCUAAUGUGCCGACAGGUUGGCGAAAUAGAGGAACAGCUUGCGGCCGCCAGGAGGGAGGUGACGAAGUCGGAGGAAGCCAAUCAGAAGCUGCAACGGGAAGUGAAAGAGGCCCUUUGCCAAAGGGAGGACAUGGAAGAGAGGAUUACAACACUAGAACGCAGGUACCUCAGUGCUCAGAGGGAGGCUACUUCCCUCCAUGACAUCAAAGACAAGCUGGAAAAUGAGCUUGCCAGCAAGGAGUCACUCCAUAGGCAGAGCGAAGAGAAGAACCGACAACUUCAGGAGCGUCUGGAUGAAUCGAAGCAGAAGCUCCAGCAAACCCUGCAGAGAGCAGAGACGCUACCUGAGAUCGAAGCGCAGCUGGCACAAAGAGUUGCUGCUCUUAGCAAGGCCGAAGAACGCCACGGCAACUUUGAGGAGCGACUACGACAAAUGGAAGCCCAACUAGAAGAGAAGAACCAAGAGCUACAGAGGGCGAGGCAAAGGGAGAAAAUGAAUGAUGAACACAACAAACGACUGUCAGAUACUGUGGACAAACUUCUGUCCGAAUCCAACGAGAGACUUCAGCUGCAUCUUAAAGAGAGGAUGGCAGCACUGGAAGAAAAGAAUGCUCUCUCGGAAGAACUGUCCAAUAUGAAGAAAAUCCAGGAUGACCUUCUUGCAAACAAGGAGCAGCUCAUUGCCGAGCUGGAACGCAUCCAGCUGGAGCUAGACCAGCUCAGGGGCAGGCCUGGCUCAUCUUAUUCCAGGGCGGGCAGCGUGAGCUCACUCCCGUCCACUCUGUUUCGAAGAUCUCUUCCGGGUAGCGCCUCAGAGCUGCGGUACCCCCAGGGCGGGGGCUCCCUUCCAGCUGGCUACAGCAACUCCUCUUCUGGGGUGGUGGUCAGGCGGACUCACCGUGGCCGCUGGGGGCAAGCUAGGGACAAUUGUAACAAGUAUGGUGAGUGGGACAGUGGCCCCAUGAUGGGUCCCGGAUACGAGGGCGGUGUGGAGGGAGGAUGCUCUGAUGACGAAGAUGACAGGGAGACUCUGUUUGGGUCAGAACUGCUAUCUCCUAGCGGCCAGACAGAUGUACAAACGUUAGCCAUUAUGCUACAGGAGCAACUGGAGGCCAUCAACAAGGAGAUUAAACUCAUCCAGGAGGAGAAGGAGAGCACCGAGUUAAGGGCCGAGGAGAUCGAGAGUCGAGUCAGCAGCGUGGCCCUCGAUGCGCCCCCCAUUCCGCCUUCUUCACUGGGAGGACGAGAUAGCAUCGGUCGGGGCUAUAUGACCCCCUCUAUCACCUCCUCUACAUUGGCAUCUCCUUCACCCCCUAGUUCUGGACACUCUACCCCCCGUCUGCCUCAUUCUCCUGCCAGGGAGACUGACAGACAGAAUAGCAAAGAUGAAGAAUGCAGAGCACUAGCUUUGAUUGAUUCCAACCCUCCACCUGUCCCCCGAGCCCUACGUCUGGACCGAAUGACCCACACUCACCCAGGAGCAGGACUGGAUGACCACAGGGAAUUUCGCAGUCUGUCUGCUGAUGGGGCCACCACGGCUAGCCAGGAUUCACUCCACAAAGCCAGCAAAAAGAAAAGCAUUAAGUCAUCCAUCGGUCGUCUGUUUGGGAAAAAGGAAAAGGGGAGGAUCGGUGCACCCGGACGCGAGUCUACCUCUUUGGCCUCAACGCCCUCAGAUGACCUGGGCCCGGCUGACCCAUUGGGGUUGGCUAAACUGGGGACAGGAACAGUAGAAAAAGACCGCAGAAGCAAAAAGAAGCAUGACCUCCUCGAGGAGGCUUGUCGUCAAGGUUUGCCUUUCGCCUCAUGGGAUGGGCCAACGGUUGUUACAUGGCUGGAGUUGUGGGUCGGAAUGCCGGCAUGGUACGUGGCAGCGUGUCGUGCCAACGUGAAGAGCGGCGCCAUCAUGGCCAACCUUUCAGACACAGAGAUCCAGAGAGAGAUAGGCAUUAGCAACCCACUCCACAGGCUCAAACUCCGCCUGGCCAUUCAAGAAAUGGUUUCCCUCACCAGCCCAUCCGCACCCGCAAGCACACGCUCGUCGACCAGUAAUAUUUGGAUGACACAUGCUGAAAUGGAGUCGCUGACUGCUGCUACCAAGCCAGAGCAGAAAGAGUUCAGCUGGGACCAGAUCCUGGCUUAUGGCGACAUGAACCAUGAGUGGGUGGGAAAUGAGUGGCUGCCCAGUCUGGGUUUGCCCCAGUACCGCUCCUACUUCAUGGAGUCACUGGUAGAUGCCCGAAUGCUGGAUCACCUCACUAAGAAAGAGCUAAGGGGCCAGCUAAAGAUGGUGGACAGUUUCCACAGGGUGAGUCUUCACUAUGGCAUCAUGUGCUUGAAGCGCUUGAACUACGACAGAAAGGAGCUGGAGAGGAGGAGGGAGGAGAGUCAGCAUCAGAACCAAGAUGUGAUGGUGUGGUCCAACGAACGUGUGAUGUGUUGGGUGCAAGCUAUUGGUCUCAAAGAGUUUGCAGACAACCUGUUAGAAAGUGGAGUCCAUGGGGCCCUGCUGGCGCUCGAUGACACCUUUGACUACACCGACUUGGCUCUUCUUCUCCAGAUACCCAACCAGAAUACACAGGCACGGCAGCUUUUGGAGAAAGAGUACAAUGCUCUUAUUUCCAUGGGAACAGAGAGGAGGCCAGACGAGGACGGCACCAAAACGUUCACACGGUCACCCUCGUGGAGGAAGAUGUUCAGGGAGAAGGACCUCCGUGGUGUGACCUCCGACUCCUCUGAAACAUUGCCCGCCAACUUCCGUGCCUCGGCCAUCUCUACACCUUCUGUCACCCUGAGAAAAGUCCAGAGUGAAGUGAACUCGGGUCAAAGAGGAGAAUCAGCGUCAGUGAGAACAUAUUCCUGCUAAGACAAAAGCACAUCAGACCUCCAUCACCAUCCUAACCUGAGAGGGGGGAGGCGGGGGACCCCACAAAUGAAUCCCAGGAAGUGAUAAACAACAUUCUGGAAGAAUCAAAGACUCUUGAGUGAAUGAGGUCAAAGGAUAUUAUAAUGAAUGGAUGCCUUUUUUUAAAAAAAAAAUCAUCUCUCUUUGUCUUAAUCUCUCAAUCCAUUGUUGUGGCAUGAUGCUGUUUGAUUCUGUAGAAAGUGACCAAUUGUGACUACAUCUUCUGUUUCUGAGUGUGCAACGGGCAAUACUGACAUAUUGGAUUUCUAGUACCGAGCGGCUCCUGUUUGGAACAAUACUCACAUCCUUUCAGGUGAAUUGGAUAAUGCUUUGAUAAAUGAUAACAUCUUCUUAGUAACAUCGCAGUUCAGGACGGGGAGGUUAAAUGGAUGUUCUGAAGCCAUAAAAUACAUGCAAGAUGCACAAAUGUGAACAGGACAGAUAAUGGAAUAAUCCUGUCGAAAGCAGAAAGAGAUAAAUGAAGCAUUUGUGUUCAUAUGCAUGCCAAAAUAUACCAUUUUAGAGUGAUGUCAAUCAUCUAAUGAUGUGGACGCUUGAGUGUAAGGACUUUGUAAAAUGUGUGUGUUUUUAUUCUUUAUCAGUUUUUUUAAAUUGAUAAUUGCUAUUGUAUGUAUGUACAGUAUGUAAGCGUGUAAACUACUAUAUGUUCAUUUCAUACUUAGGUUGAAGACUGAUGUUUAUUUCAUUUUAGCUUAACAAAAAGAAAUAUGUUUUAAAUGAUGGACAGUAAAGAUAUGCUACUUGUAUGUGUACAUUUUGGGGAAAAAAUAAUUGUCUUAUGGGUUACUAAGUUCAUAUGACUGGAGAGUAGUGAUGAUAAUUGAAUAUAAUAUGAUAAUAAUAAUGAUCAUGAUUGUAAAAGCUGUAAUUAAAAAACA